AAAUGUUCAUUUACAGAAACAAAUAGCAGUCGUCUCACAUUGAUGACGUCCAGCUUCUGUUUACUGAGGAAAUGCUUCAGGCUACGUAGAGGCUAUCUUCCAGAUCAAAAACACUAAUUUCUGAUCGUUAAACAGGCUGGAAUCUUGGAUGGAGUGAGUGUUGAGCCCCAGUGAGAUGACUGACCAGGGCAACAACAACCACAACAUCUCCUGCAAUCCCUUUGCUGCCCUUUUCAGCUCACUGGCUGAUGCCAAACAGUUUGCAUCUGGCCAGAAAGCACCGCAACAGUCUGCUCAACCACCAUCGGAGGACUCAGGAGAGAGCCAGUCAGAGUCCGAAAACUCUGUGUCAGACAGUGUCGAUGACAACGAUGACUCUGUGGCAGAGAUUAGCCGCUCGUUCCGGUCCCGACAGGAGCUCUGUGAACAGCUCAAUGUCAAUCACAUGAUCCAGAGGAUAUUUCUAAUCACUCUGGAUAACAGUGAUCCCAGUCUGAGAGGCGGUAAUGGGAUCCCACCUCGCUGCGUUUACCUGGAGGAAAUGGCUGCAGAUCUGGAUGGACAGGACUGGCUGGACAUGGACAACAUAGAGCAGGCUCUGUUUAACCGCCUGCUGCUGCUCGAGCCUGGAAACCAGCUCAUUUACAUGACAUCAUGCAGCGCAGUGAACCUGUCAGCUGACCGCGAUGCUGGAGAGAAAUGUGCCAUCCCUUACCUUUUUUCUUCUUACCAGAGAGCCAAGGAGGAGGUGACAAAGGUCCCUGAGAAGUUACUCUCAUUUGCUGUACGCUGUAAGAACUUGUCUGUGUCAAACACACGAACAGUCCUGCUCACACCAGAGAUCUACAUCAACCAGAACAUUUAUGAGCAGCUUCUCGACCUGCUGUUGGAAGGUUUCCGAGGAGCACAUCCAGAGGAGGUGGUUGAAUUUGUUGAGGAGGUCAUCGCUGGCCUGAUUUCUGACCAAGAGGUACGUACUUUUGAGGAGGUGAUGGUUCCUGUUUUCGAUAUUCUUCAGGGACGCUUAAAAGACUUGGAGCUGUGCCAGCCUCUUCUCUACUUCUACCUCGACGUUCUCCUCUAUUUCAGUCACCAGAAAGACAUUGCCAAGGUGUUGGUUGAACACAUACUGCCCAAAGACCCUGCUAAUGGUUUGCAGUACCAGAAAACUCUCCUGGGGACGGUGCUGAAUAUUUCCUGUUUGCUGAAAACCCCAGGUGUUGUUGAGGGCCAUGGCUACUUCCUGAACCCUUCUCGCUCAAGUGCCCAGGAGACAAAGGUCCAGGAAGGCAACAUUCACCAAUUCAUGGGGCAGUUCCAUGACAAGAUACACCAGGUUUUUAAAAACCUGCUGCAGCAGCGAUCUGGUGAGACCCGCCACUUGCUGCUCACAUGGUUGGGCGGCUGUCUGCAGGCUAAUUCUGGUCGAGCCAAAAUCUGGGCCAAUCAGAUGCCAGAGAUUUUUUACCAGACGUACGCCUCGGAUGCUUUCUUCCUAAACUUGGGCGCCGCUUUGCUGAAGCUGUGCCAGCCAUUCUGCAAGCCUCAUUCACUCAAACUGCUCUCCUUCAAUCCCACCUACUGUGCUCUCAAAGACAUGAGCGAAGAAGAGAGGCGCAAUCGCAGCAUUCAUGCAAGAGGUCUCGACAAGGAGACCUGUCUGAUUCCUGUGCCUCCCCAGCAGCAGGUCGAGCCUGCACAGUCCUACAGCCUGCUGACUGAAAACCUCACCUUCACACAACUCACCGUGUAUCUUGGCUUCCACAGACUCCACGAGCAGAUGGUCAAGAUGAACCAGUCUCUCCACCGGCUCCAGGUGGCAUGGCAGGAGGCCCAGCGAACAGGAAACCCCAUGUCAGAGCAGCUCCUGGAGCAGUUUGAGCGUCUGAUGACUUUUUAUUUGUCAACCAAAGCUGCCACCACACAGCCCGCCAUGCUACAAUGCUGCCUUAACCUGCAGGCUUCCACCGCCGCUCUGCUCGUUCAGCUCAGUAUGGAAAACCAGGGUCCUGAACAUGUAGCGCUCAGCUUCCCCCUGCCCUCCCUACACAACACCAUGCUGUGUUUCAUUCCAGAGUUUUUUGCAGAAAACGUGGGAGACUUUUUCAUCUUCCUACGGCGUUUUGCAGACGACGUUUUGGAGACUUCCGCUGAAAGUCUGGAGCAGAUUCUUAAUUUCAUUACUGUCUUUAUGGGCAAUGUAGAAAGGAUGAAGAAUCCUCAUUUAAGAGCAAAGCUUGCGGAGGUGUUGGAGGCGGUGAUGCCUCACAUGGAGCCGCAGGCUCUGGGUGCCGCUCAGCCUGUUGUGUACCAGAGGGAAAGGGUCUUCUGCUCCUAUAGAUAUGCUCCUCAGCUGGCCGAGGCCCUCAUCACUGUGUUUGUUGACAUUGAAUUUACAGGUGAUCCUCAUCAAUUUGAACAGAAAUUCAACUACAGGAGACCCAUGUAUCCAAUUCUCAAGUACAUGUGGAGCAAGGACAUUUACAGGGAGAGCAUCAAGCGUUUGGCCAACUAUGCAUCUGAAAACCUGGAGGCCAUGAACCCCCCUCUGUUCCUCAAGUUCCUCAACUUACUGAUGAACGAUGCCAUCUUUCUGCUGGAUGAAGCGAUUCAGUACUUGAGUAAAAUCAAGAUCCUGCAGCUGGAGCGGGAUCGAGGUGAGUGGGAAGGCCUAGCCCCUGAUGCUCGAAGAGAAAAGGAGUCGAGCCUGCAGAUGUUUGGACAGCUGGGACGCUUCCACAACAUCAUGUCCAACGAGACCAUCGGGACACUAGCCUUCCUCACCUCAGAGAUCAAGGGUAUAUUUGUGCACCCGUUCCUAGCUGAGAGGAUCAUCUCUAUGCUGAACUACUUCUUGCAGCACCUGGUCGGUCCUAAGAUGGGGGCUCUUAAAGUCAAGGACUUCAGCGAGUUUGACUUUAAGCCACAGCAGCUCGUUUCUGACAUCUGCACAAUCUACCUCAACUUGGGUGAUGAGGAGAAUUUCUGUGCCACAGUCCCAAAAGAUGGACGAUCUUACUCCCCUACCCUCUUCUCCCAGACACUUCGGGUGCUGAAGAAGAUCAACAAGCCUGGUGACAUGAUAGUGACUUUUGGUCUCAUUGCAGAUAAAAUAAAGUCUCAUGCGGACAGACAGCAACAGGAAGAAGAAACCUAUGCAGAUGCUCCAGAUGAGUUUUUGGACCCCAUCAUGUCCACUUUGAUGUUAGAUCCCGUCCUUCUCCCUUCCUCUAAUGUUACAGUUGACCGCUCAACUAUAGCAAGACAUCUUCUCAGUGACCAGACCGACCCCUUCAACAGGAGUCCUCUAACUAUGGACCAGAUCAGGCCAAACGAGGAACUCAAACAACAGAUCUUACAGUGGUUGGAUAAACAUAAGCAGGAGAAGCUGCAGCUGGGACCAAGUGGCUAGUCUUGGUUAACUUGCUGUGAAAAACUGUUAUUUACCCUGGCUCUUGUGCUCCUCUGCUUCAUGGAAAACCCUCAGCGUGCUUUUUAUCUCUGGAUUUAUUCAGGCUCCUCUUCUCCAGCUGACUUUACAUCAGUCCUUUUAUGCUCAAACACAUAGUUUUUGCAUCAACUGUCGUUGCAAACUGCACUGCAGGUUACAACUUUAAAUCUGAUGCACAGUACCUGCUGUUUUCUCCCAUGAUGCGCUGCUGCUGCUUCUGUCGUCACUACGGUCAGAACUCUGGUCAUCUCUCAUGAACUACCAUGAAUUACCAGCCAGUAAUUUUAAUUUUGUAAUGCAAGGUGAGUAUUUUUGGGAACUCUUAAGUAGAUUUGUACAUUCUAACUGGUCUCCCUUGGAUAAAGAAUGUGUCAUACACUGCCUUUUAAAGUCCACCAACACCCUACAUGUUUGCAUUUUUGGUCAAUCUUGACCAGCAUGCUAAUUAUAAAUAUUAACUGUUAAAAGUGAAACAAAGAUCAGAUUAAAGCUACUUAAAAAUUUCUCCGUUUUUUGUUGGUUUUGGAGAAAUUAUUUAAAAAUACUUAGAAAAUUAGCCUCAGUAGACUUUCAAAUGCCUGCCUUUAAUAAAAUAUUUUAUUGUCACAAUGAGAGUUCACUAGAGGUUGUUGGAUUUAAGGAUACAAAGUUCAGAUGUUUUUUUUUUUAGGAAAUGCAAAAAUGAGAAUAAAAACCAACCUUUUGUGAUGAGAAUUUAAACAUUUGACAUUUUACCUUGAAUGUCACUUUGGGAGCCAUUGAAUACUGACUGUAGCACACAAUUGUUGAAUCCUUGUGGGACGUUGUAAUUAAAGUGUUUUGGGGUUUCCUCCGCUGCUGCAGAAAGCAUCUGCUGAAUGGUAGAGCGACCUUCAUGUGUGAGAUUUAUGAGUGCCUUUUUGAGACACUAAGCGGUGAUAAUGGACACCGAGAGGCUCCUCUCAGCCCCUGAGGAUAAGAGGAUAUUAUCAAAACUGUGACUUUUAAGUUCAAAAGAAGUGUAGAAAACUCAGACUCUGAAAUGUUUAAUUCUAAUAAAAAUGUAGAUCAGAUGCAGCUUA
Nothobranchius furzeri (turquoise killifish) is the source of this 4512-nucleotide messenger RNA. It is a transcript of the gene ube4a, whose product is annotated as ubiquitination factor E4A (UFD2 homolog, yeast). The record is from RefSeq and is a predicted model, not a curated record. Lineage: Eukaryota; Metazoa; Chordata; Actinopteri; Cyprinodontiformes; Nothobranchiidae. Gene Ontology annotation, molecular function: ubiquitin-ubiquitin ligase activity. Gene Ontology annotation, biological process: protein polyubiquitination. Gene Ontology annotation, cellular component: nucleus; ubiquitin ligase complex; cytoplasm.